Molecule: messenger RNA, 867 nt
Organism: Mycosarcoma maydis (corn smut)
Lineage: Eukaryota; Fungi; Basidiomycota; Ustilaginomycetes; Ustilaginales
Exons: 2
Coding region: 1-867 (288 amino acids)
Source: RefSeq, a predicted model, not a curated record
AUGUCGUCAUUGCGAGACCUUUCCCUGCUCACAAUACUUACACUUGCAGCUGCUGUCAGCUAUGUACUUGACAUGCGAGACGAUAAUCAACUACAGAUCGAGCACUGCAGUUACGAAGAUCUAGAAGACAUGUCUGACCUUCAUUUCAAGGAAAACUUCUGCUUGAGCGCAAAGUGGGGCCACCUUCUUGAUGUGCGCACCUGUGGAAACCUGCUGUCAAGGCAACGUCUCCAGAGAUAUGCUCAACAGGUACGCAGUCACUGCAAUGUUGAUCUGAUUUGGGGCUUUGUGGAUGGUACUCUCCGUCCAGUUGCUCGGCCAAGUAGAGGACAGGAAGCAGUCUACAAUGACCGGAAACACUUUCACGCUCUCAAGUAUCAGAUCAUCAGCACACCAGACGGCUUGCUCUUUGCCCAGGGACCAUGGGACGGCAGCCAGGAUGAUAGUUCAGUCUGGAAAAUGUCGGGCAUUGCAGACUGGCUACAAGCAUCUUCAUUUUCCAAUGACGGCAAGAAACUUUAUCUGUUUGGGGACAGAGGGUAUCAUCUCGAUCAUCACCUCAUCAUCCCUUACAAAGGGGACGACAUAAGCUCGGAAGAAACAUUAUUCAAUCUCAUCAUGAGCAAGUAUCGCAUCACAGUGGAGUGGGCCAUUGGCUCUGUUGUAGCUCUGUUUCCUCGGCUGAGCAACAGACAGCAGCAGAAAUUCCUCUUGACCCACAUUGCAAACGACUAUCUUAUUGCUGUCAUCUUGCGCAAUGCAUUGUCGUGCUUGAAGGGGAAUACAACAUCACGAUACUUUGGACUUGAUCCACCAUCGCUUGACAUGUACUUUACCGAAAGGGUUCCCGACUCUCACUCUGCAUGA